AUGACGACUGCUUCGUUCCUGGCCUUGAGCUUGGGGGCGGCUGAGUUGGCAGCCCGCCCUGCUCUCUGCGCCGAUCCGCCCACUCACGAUUGCUGCAACUCCAGAUUCAGAACCCCAGGCGCUGAUCCCUACGCAAUUGGGUCUGCUGUUUUCUUUUCGGCGAUCGUGGGACGCAACGCGCUGACGCCCUGUUUGUGUGGUUGCAGUCGCGCUAUGCCGCAGGAUGCCCGGGCAUGCUCUAUCAAACUGCUCCAAUAUUGCAAAAUCAAGGCACAGGCGCCCGCCGUCCAUGCAUAG
Alternaria arborescens is the source of this 297-nucleotide messenger RNA. RefSeq lists its product as hypothetical. The record is from RefSeq and is a predicted model, not a curated record. Lineage: Eukaryota; Fungi; Ascomycota; Dothideomycetes; Pleosporales; Pleosporaceae. The transcript has a single exon. Bases 1 to 297 code for a protein of 98 amino acids.